Molecule: messenger RNA, 1404 nt
Organism: Colias croceus (clouded yellow)
Lineage: Eukaryota; Metazoa; Arthropoda; Insecta; Lepidoptera; Pieridae
Product: putative nuclease HARBI1
Exons: 3
Coding region: 114-1355 (413 amino acids)
Source: RefSeq, a predicted model, not a curated record
CACAUGGGCCCAACGUGUUGGGCCAACAUGUUGGGCCAAAAUGAAGGAUACCAAGAUUCCUGUUCACACAUUGGCUUACUGAUCAUUCUGCAUUGGCGCUUCAGCCUUCAAAGAUGGACGUAGAAUUUCUUGCAGCCGCGGCAAUUUAUCUAUACAGUGCGUAUAAUUAUUACGUUCAUGUGCACCAAAGAAGAGUGAUUAAAAGGAAAUGGCGCAAAAGAAGGUGGUGGAUGGUGACUAUUCAUCGGAAUAGAACGAGAGAGACUAUGAAUCAACAGCUUGCCGAGCUUCUUGCAGAACCAUCUGGGGAGUUCGAUAAUUUCGUUCGAAUGUCAUGCACUGAUUUUGAAUACCUGCUACAAAAAAUUUCUCCGAUAGUUUCUAAGCAAGAUACUACUUGGAGGGAAGCUGUACCAACAAAAAUACGACUUGCAUUGACAUUGAGAUUUUUAGUCACUGGAGAUGACUACAGAAGCUUACACUACCUAUUUAAAAUAUCAAAUUCACUUAUCUCACGCAUAAUAAUUGAAGUCUGUUUGGCACUCAAUGAUGUUUUGCAAGAUAUGAUUAAAAUGCCUGAAUCUGCGAGCGAAUGGAUGUCCGUUUCAGAAGGAUUCAGCUUCCCGCAUUGUUUGGGCGCUAUAGAUGGGAAGCAUAUUAAUAUACAAUCACCUUUACACUCGGGAACUGAAUACUUUAACUAUAAAGGCAACUUUAGCAUUGUUUUACUAGCAUUAGUAGAUAGUAAUUAUUGUUUUUUGUUUGCCGAUGUAGGUUCUCAAGGACGGAUUAGUGAUGGAGGAGUUUUCAAUCAAAGUAUCUUAUAUCAAAAACUAUCGUCUAACAGUAUGAAUUUACCCCGUCCUAUUCCACUUCCUAAUAGUGACAUAGUCAUGCCUUACGUAUUUUUAGGCGAUGGUGCAUUUGCUCUCAGUACCCAUUUAAUGAAACCGUUUUCGGGUCAUCACGCACUAGGGUCCCCAGAAAGAGUAUUCAAUCAAGAAUUAUCCCGUUCUCGAGUAAAAGUAGAAAAUACUUUCGGAAUACUAACCGCCAGGUUCAGGAUCUUUAAAAAACAUAUACCCUUGGAACCUACCAAAGCUUCUAUUGUUACAAUGACAUGUCUAUAUCUACAUAAUUUUUUGAGAAAAAGUACUUCUUCACAGAAUAUUUAUUCCCCUCCAGGUUCAUUCGAUAUUUAUCAAAAUGAAGAUCUAGUGCGGCCGGGUUCAUGGAGAAAUAAUGGAGGUAGUUCGUUUUUGCCAUUAUUAAGUAUACCGCGUAGACCGCCGCGUAAUGCGACACAAAUAAGAUUGGAUUUUAUGAAUUACUUUUUUGGAAAUAGAGACCACUAAGAUUUUGUGAAAUGAAAAUAUUGUUUACCUGUAUUAUCUUUUCCUCAGU